Molecule: messenger RNA, 1176 nt
Organism: Trematosphaeria pertusa
Lineage: Eukaryota; Fungi; Ascomycota; Dothideomycetes; Pleosporales; Trematosphaeriaceae
Product: glycosyltransferase family 32 protein
Exons: 1
Coding region: 1-1176 (391 amino acids)
Biological process (GO): protein N-linked glycosylation
Cellular component (GO): mannan polymerase complex
Molecular function (GO): alpha-1,6-mannosyltransferase activity
Source: RefSeq, a predicted model, not a curated record
AUGCCCGCACACUCUCCAAUUGCUUCCCAUUUUCAGGGCAAGCUGACUGCCCAAGUCCGGAGAGUGUUGCCCGCCUAUCUUGUGCUUAUCUGCUUGUUCGUCUUCUUCGCCAACACCCACUUCUUCACCGCUCCAAUUCGGGCCGCGCACAAGUACAAGCGAGAACUGAGAUACCAGCAGCCCCUGAAGACGGCUGGCACCGUCAUUCCAAGAAAGAUUUGGCAGACAUGGAAGACGGGACCGCUCCAGUUCGAGGAACGAGAUUCGACGACGGCGAAGACCUGGCCAGCCAAGAAUCCCAAGUGGAGGUACGAAGUGCUGACCGACGACAACGACAUGCAAUACGUCGAGUGGCAGUACGGUGUCCAUGGCCUCAACCGACCCGACAUCGUUGACUUCUACCGCGAGGUCAACAUUACCAUCAUCAAGGCCGAUCUGUUGCGGUACCUCAUUAUGUACGCAGAGGGCGGCGUCUACGCUGAUAUUGAUGUCGAAUGCCUCCGACCAGUCAAUCGAUUCAUACCAGAGCGCUACAACGAGCACGAUGUUGACAUGAUCAUUGGUGUCGAGAUCGACGAGCCGGCCUUCGUGGAUCAUCCAAUUCUGGGCUCCAAGUGCCAAUCGUUCUGCCAAUGGACAUUUGCGGCCAAGCCCCGGCUCCCGGUAAUGAUGCGACUGAUCGAGAACAUCCAGGACUGGCUCCACGAUCUUGCGCGGCAGAAAGGCGUUCCCAUUGGGCAAUUGGAGCUGGAUUUCAACGAGGUCAUCAGCGGCACUGGUCCUUCCGCAUUUACCAAGGCGGUGCUCGACCAGAUGGCGGUGCAGAACCACGGCAAAGCGGUGACGUGGGACGCCUUCCACAACCUGGCCGAGUCGAAACUCAUUGGGGGCAUACUAGUCCUCAACGUGGAAGCUUUUGCUGCAGGCCAAGGUCACUCCGACUCAGGCAACCAUGAUUCUCGGGGAGCGCUCGUCAAGCACCACUAUCACGCCUCAGGGUGGCCGACUCGCCAUCCGAGACACAAUCAUCCCAUGUACGGCGAGGUCGAGAAGUGCAACUGGGCGCCCGAUUGCGUUAAGGAGUGGGAUAAGAAUGUCGCCGAAUGGGACCUGCUGCCGCAGGAGGAACGGGAAAAGCGUCUCGCCAGCAGGCCACCACCACCACCGCCAGCAUAG